Messenger RNA from Lineus longissimus, 555 nucleotides. Its product is annotated as carbohydrate sulfotransferase 15-like. The coding region runs from base 1 to 555 and encodes 184 amino acids. Gene Ontology annotation, biological process: hexose biosynthetic process. NCBI's taxonomy places the organism in Eukaryota, Metazoa, Nemertea, Pilidiophora, Heteronemertea, Lineidae. The transcript is spliced from 4 exons. The record is from RefSeq and is a predicted model, not a curated record. Gene Ontology annotation, molecular function: N-acetylgalactosamine 4-sulfate 6-O-sulfotransferase activity.
AUGAAUAAGUUCAACCGGGGCACCAAGUUUAUAGUCAUACUGCGGAAUCCUACGGACGGAUUAUUUUCGGAGUACCUCAAUCAUGGCGAUAAAACAAAAUCAACAGACAUUUUAAGCGAAAAGUCUGCACAACUUUUCCACUACCACACCCUACAAGUGAUCGGGAUGUAUGAAGAUUGUUUUAAGAAACAGAACAUCCGGGCAUGUAUUUAUGACACUCUUCUGGCCGAGGAGGCGAGGAAAGCGCAGGUCUUCCCCCGAGAACAGUUCUUUUUCGUCAAGAUGGAAGAAUAUAGUAAAAAUACAUCGCACGUGCUCCAAGAAAUCUUCAGUUUCUUAGGAGUUGGCCCGCUGGAGAGUUCAGUCGUGGACGCUGUCGCGAAGGCGCCCGCAAUCAACUCGAGUAAUCAGACCAAGUCCGAGAUGGAACCAAUGUUUCCGGAGACAAGGGCAAAAUUAGAUGAAUUCUUCUCACCCUUCCGAAAGACUUUAGCAAACAUGCUCGACCAUCCGAAGUACUCAUGGGCAGAAGAAGAAAUGAGGGGAGCGAAAUGA